CCACCAUACUUCCGCCUGUGUGGGUUGAAACGAAACGGCGGACCGAGCUGUGCGCCCAGAAGUGCAAACACAGGCUAACUGCUGGUCGUAACGUAAACAAAGGCAAUACUACACGGUACUACACAGCGACUGGUCGACCGCACAGCGACCAUGUUGCCCGGCGCGGUGCUGGUUCUCCUGGCUCUGGGCUUCUCCGCGGUUGACCAGGCGGCUGCAGAGAGACGGCUGGUCUACGUGACAGUGCUGUUUCGCCAUGGCGACAGAUCACCCGUCAAGGCGUACCCUACGGACCCCUACCAGGAGAGCGCUUGGCCACAAGGCUUUGGCCAACUGUCGCAGGAGGGCAUGAGACAACACUAUAACCUGGGCCAGUUCCUCCGGGGGCGAUACAAGGGGUUUCUGAACGAAACGUACGACCGUCAAGAGGUGCACGUACGCAGUACAGACUACGACCGCACCUUGAUGAGCGCGGAGGCCAACCUGGCAGCUCUCUACCCCCCCAGCGGUCAACAGGUCUUCAACCUGGACCUGAAGUGGCAGCCGAUACCGGUACACACUGUGCCCCAGGACCAAGAGACUCUGCUCUCCUUCCCGACGGAUAAUUGCCCACGCUACAAGCAGCUGAUGGCCGAGACGGAGAAAAGCCCGGAGUUCGUCAACAUGACCACCAAGUACUCGGACUUUAUGGAAAUGGUGCAUAACAAGACGGGUCAGCUCAGCACCAGCGUGGAGACGGUGUGGAGCGUCUACGACACGCUCUUCUGCGAGUCGCGCCACAACCUCACCGCUCCAGUGUGGGUGACAGAAGACGUCAUGGACAAGCUGAAGAUACUGAAGGACUUUGCAUUCCAGAUCAUGUUUGACAUCUACAAGCACCAGGAGAAGUGCAGGCUGCAGGGAGGUGUGUUGCUGGGGGAAAUAGUGAAGAACCUUUCCAAGAGGGCUGAGCCGAACUCCAACGAGCCGCUGAAGAUGAUGAUGCUCUCAGCGCAUGACACUACGGUGGUGGCGCUGCAGUCUAGCAUGAGUGUGUUCAACGGCAUCCAGCCCCCAUACGCCUCCUGUCACAUGAUCGAGCUCUACAGAGAGGACAACGGAUCCAUGUCAGUCUCCAUGUUCUACCGCAACGACAGCAGCCUGCCCGAGCCGUACCCGGUGGCCCUGCCCGGGUGUUCUCAGGACUGCCCCCUGGAGGACUACAUCAGAAUCACAGGCCCCUUCAUACCGGAUGACUUGGAGAAGGAGUGCCAGGUGCCCUCGGCGUUCAAUGACAAAGAGGUGGUGGUGGCGUUGGCCGUGUCCAGCGCCCUCCUCGUCUUCCUCCUGGUCCUGAUUACCGCGCUCCUCUGUCGGCAGAAGCAGCCAAUCACCAGCCAGGGAUACCGUCACGUGACCAACCAAGAGGGCUUGGGGGGCGAGUAUCACUCCUGACAGAGGGGCAAGCUCCUCCCCCAAAGGGGCGUGGCCGACCUGUGGGACAGCAGCGACUGCGACGACCUCUGAGAGAAUUGGACACCAAAAGUUUUUUUAAUUCUUUUUAUCCAAAAUAAAAAAUGGUUUCCGGGUCGCAGAUAAGUUGUUUCAUUGAGGUCGGAGACUUUGACCGUGGACGCCAUUUUACAACUGUUAGAUCAAAAGGAAAAAACGAAGAAUUUCGAAUCAAAACUCUUCUCUCCCACGUGGACAAAACAAUAUGAACGACCUUCCCAGAGGGACCGGUGUUCCUUAUUGUAAAGGGCCUUAAAAAGUACAAACAAAAUACAGAUUCAAAGUUGAACAAGAACACACGCUUAAGUGCGAUUCCAUUUAAAUACUCAGGUUUACUGGGUACUCUACGGCCACUGCUCAACAGCAUCACAGUUCUACAUAGGUCUUCAAACAGCGCUUCUUGGGGAUAAACCGGACCACCCAGUCUAUCCCAGGCUUAGUGAUAGCGUCCAAACAGGGUCCUUUCCAGUACAGGGUUGGUCAUGCGUUUCACAUUUCGCUGAUUGUUCCUGUAAUUAAAUUGAAGUAACUGCUUAAAUGUUUUCUCAACCUGCCAUAUUCUGCUUUAGGAUCGGAUUAAGAGCUUAUGUUUAUGAUAAUUUGCCUGUCGAGACGGUAUGUUGCGUGUGGACAUGUCGGCCUUGUGCGCGGACAUGUUACAGGCCAUUGGUAGACGGAUCAGUUAAUUAUGCUUUCCAUUUCACACACGUGUUCUGUCUUUUGGCGCUUUGAACAGGUCUUGGAGUAUCUUUGUGCGUCCCAUUUUCCUUUCAUGGGUGCCUAUACAGUCAUGCCUUAAAAUCACUUUAAUUAUUCUGAUAAUUAAGAGAUAAUCAAACGUUUCUCAGUUCAUCCAAGUAUUAAAAGAGUGAAUACAAAUUGAUUUCAGUAGUUUAUUUUUCAGUGUUUUUUUUUUUCAGAGAAGAGAAAAAAUGAAAUUUAGAUCCUAUGCACAGGUGUCAUUGUAGGAAAAACACAGGUGUCAAUAAUCACACUAAAUAUGGGUCUUCUCCUUGUAGGUACUUGUAAGGUAUUAGACUAAUCGAGUGAAGAAAAUCACAUUGGAGCCGACUUGUGUUACGACUCGUGUUAUGAGCUGUCGACGAAACUAAACUUGAAUUGCAAAUGUAUAUUUGUUUAUACCAUUGAAAUAACAAUUAGGUUUAUAUUUGGUAUAUUGUGAUCCAAUGAUAAAUUAAUAUAGAGACGUCACUGACUGACUUUAAGGAUAUUUAAUGCGUUUGAAAUAAAGAGGCUUGAUGCACAAGUUAACUACGGACUACUUAUUCAUUCAUUCAUCCAACAAUUACAGUAAAAUUAAAUGGGUUAUUAAGAGAGAAAGUGGAGGAACACAAGAUUAAAAAAAUGUUAAACCCUGCGUCCCUACUUUUCUCCACCAUUAAGGAGUGCUCUUCACACACCUGUGAUUGACUGGCAAUUAGGGAGGAGUUGCCCUGAUUGGUCAGAUAUAAACCGGGAGGUCUUAAUCUAAAUUGUUUCAUACAGAGGCAGUCUCACUCAAACCAGAAACUUGUUCAGAAUUGCUUUCAAUUGAGGCUCAAAUAAUCUCAUUUGUAUUCCUACAGAGCCUUUAGUUGCAGGUAGAGUUGCUGUGGACUUUGGUCAUGAUCAUGUGAACCACUCCCAGGACCUUUCAGGCUGGGAGUGGUUCAACCACUAGAAUAUCCUGCCCCCUAAUAAAAACACUAUCUAAACUGCUUUUCUGUGAUUUAUAGCAAAUGUUGCAUUGUUUUGUGUCACACAUUUGUUGUAAUAUCUGCUGUGUACAUGUGUUGAAUGACCUGCCAAGUCGUUUCAUGGACAUUUUUAAUCAACCAAAUGUUCCCAAAUAGUUUUUGUGGGGUUUCUCCAAGAAUAUAUCCAGAUACAUUUCUGUUGUUCUGUUUUAAAUUCGCCAGUAGUCGAGGUUCCUCUUAAAUCUACUCAAAAUGAUGGAAAAACAAUUUAUACAGGAUCUGACCAAUUUGUCAGUCUUAAUUAUGUACCUUCCUUGCGUUGUUAACCUCUGCCCUCUUUUCCGGAUAAAUAAAUGAGCAGUAAAGGGAA
This is a messenger RNA of Gadus chalcogrammus (walleye pollock), 3555 nucleotides long. It is a transcript of the gene acp2, whose product is annotated as acid phosphatase 2, lysosomal. Lineage: Eukaryota; Metazoa; Chordata; Actinopteri; Gadiformes; Gadidae. Gene Ontology annotation, molecular function: acid phosphatase activity. The record is from RefSeq and is a predicted model, not a curated record. The transcript has 13 exons. The coding region runs from base 151 to 1431 and encodes 426 amino acids. Gene Ontology annotation, cellular component: lysosome. Gene Ontology annotation, biological process: dephosphorylation; lysosome organization.